Molecule: messenger RNA, 1005 nt
Organism: Brassica oleracea var. oleracea
Lineage: Eukaryota; Viridiplantae; Streptophyta; Magnoliopsida; Brassicales; Brassicaceae
Exons: 1
Coding region: 107-913 (268 amino acids)
Source: RefSeq, a predicted model, not a curated record
GAAGCUUUCUUUUGCUUUUGUUUCAUAUGCUUCAAAGUUCUUUAGAGCGAGCUAGAGAGAGAGCACACAAAAAAAAAACUAGAGACUUUGGUCCCGGAUCUUGGAUAUGUCUAGUGGGUGGGUCAAAUCGUGGCAGUGUAAGUCGAAAGCUUUCGAUGAUGUUUACAAUCCGAAUCCGAUACAUCUAAUGUCAAGCUACAGUUGCAGAAGAAGCACACAGAACCUAAAAGACGUGAUCAACACUAAAAAAACCAAACCCAAACCCAAACCCAAACCCAAACCCAAAAAACAAGAAUCCGACCCGGUUUCAAGCCCUUCGACACGGAUUCGAUCAUCUGUAGUUCGUGACCCGCUUUUGCCGACACUAACAGAGCUUGCGGAGGGGCAUCAGUCUCGUAACGUGGUGGAGAUUAUUUUCCAGACAAGCUGGGGCCCGAAACCGUUUCCGGGUCGGAUCGAUAUGAUCUUCAAAGUGCAAAACGGGUCAAAGACUAUGACCCGGUUCGAGGAGUAUCGUGAAGCCGUGAAGACUAAAAGCGUCGGGAAAUCGCGUGAGGACAACGCGCGUUCGGUCGCCGACGGGAACGAGACGAUGAGGUUUUACUGUUUGGGUCCGAGUUACGGCGGUGGCGCGUGGGGAAUUCUCGGAGGAAAAGGCGGCGGCGCGUCGAUAUAUACAUUCGCCGGGAGUUGCAUGGCGCAUGAAAAGGCGGGUGGAGGUAAAGGGAGGAAGGCGAUGCUUGUUUGCCGGGUUAUAGCGGGACGAGUCAUGAAGCGAAACGAGUUAAGGUACGACUCGGUUGACUCGGACGUUCGAUCUCGGUUUGACUCACUGAGUGGUGGCGACGGCGAGUUGCUCGUGUUCGAUACACGUGCAGUACUGCCUUGUUUUCUCAUUGUCUACCGCCUGUAAAAAUACGCAGUUUUAUUUUAUUUUCUAACUUUUGACAAUUGUAAUUUCAUUUAUCAACGCGAUUUUCUCCUAAUGUUUAGGGAAUUUGUUUU